Styela clava is the source of this 1748-nucleotide messenger RNA. Its product is annotated as hsp90 co-chaperone Cdc37-like. Gene Ontology annotation, molecular function: heat shock protein binding; protein-folding chaperone binding; protein kinase binding. The record is from RefSeq and is a predicted model, not a curated record. Gene Ontology annotation, biological process: protein stabilization; protein folding. NCBI's taxonomy places the organism in Eukaryota, Metazoa, Chordata, Ascidiacea, Stolidobranchia, Styelidae. Gene Ontology annotation, cellular component: cytoplasm.
UCUUGGUGCUGGGCAGCCCAUAAAAGGGAACAGUCUACGCAGUGUCGCAGUCUAUUGAAACAAGGAAUACAGCUAACCAGAAUAUAGUCUGAUAGUUGGGUAAUAUAGUCCAGUACUACUCACAUCACUGCAUCAUGGCCAGAUUAGAUUACAGCAAAUGGGAUCACAUUGAGGUCUCCGAUGAUGAGGAUGACACCCAUCCAAAUAUAGACACACCAAGUCUAUUCAGAUGGCGUCAUCAGGCGAGAGUGGAUCGUAUGGAAGAAAGGAAAAAGGAGAGGGAAAAGCUGGAUGAAGAGAAGAAUAAAAUUGAGGAAAUGCGAAAGAAAUUAAUGCAGCAAACUUUGAAAGAAGCUGAUAAAAAAGAGGCUGAAUCCAAAUUUGCUGAAUUGAAAAAACAAGAGGAAAAGUGGAAAAAGAAAGAAGAAGAGCUGGCAAAAAAAGAAAAAUCGGAACCAUGGAACAUUGACACAAUAUGCAAAGAAGGAUUCAGCAAAUCUAUGAUCUCUAAACCUAAAAAAGAAUCUGAAGAAAAUCUAAACGAGGAGGAGCAAAUGCAACGUCAAAAAGCAUAUGCUAAAAAAUAUGAAAAGGAUCUCAAAACUUAUGGGAUGAUGUCAAAAAUUGAUGACAUUCAGAAAUAUCUUCAAAACCAUCCUUAUUUAGUUUGUGACAAAGCUGCAAACUUCCUCGUGAUUUGGUGCAUCGAUUUAGAAGUUGAAGAAAAACAUGCUUUGAUGGAAACGGUCGCCCAUCAGACUAUCAUUUUGCAGUUUAUCCUUGAGUUAGCAAAAACUCUGAAACAAGAUCCUAGAAAUUGUUUCGUUUCAUUCUUUGAAAAGUUCAAAAGAGCUGAUGAAUCUUAUAAUACUGGUUUCUAUGAUGAACUCGCAGCGUUCAAAUUGAGAGUGAAAGAUCGAGCUCAAAUCAGAAUUCAAAAAGCAAUGGAAGAGAUUGAAAGAGAGGAACGCGAGAAAAGAAUAGGUCCAGGUGGUCUCGACCCACAAGAAGUAUUUGAAACCCUUCCGAAAGAAAUGCAAGAUUGUUUCGAAAAGCGUGAUAUUCCAAUGCUUCAGAAAAUAAUCGCUUCUCUCGAACCAGAGCAAGCUAAAUAUCAUAUGAAACGUUGUGUAGAUUCUGGUUUGUGGGUGCCUGGUGGAGGAGGAGCAGGCGAUGAGCAAGAUGAUGCUGAUGAUGCAGAAGAGGCAAAAAAAGAAGAAGAGGUUUAUGAAACUGUUGAUUAAUUUAUUAUGUUUGACUAACAGUAUAAUAUUUUUCCACUAAUUUUAUAUGUUUAAAAUAUUGUUACUCACAAUAUUCAUCACUACCAUUGACUUCUGUUCACUAACCCAUUUACAUUUGUGUGAAUGAAUUAAGUGCAGACAAUUUUUUUCAAAUUUGGUGUUUAUUACAUGUAUGACUAUCCUUUAUGCCAAAAAGAAAGCUACCCAGUCGACUCAUUUUCAUACUGUAUUUCUUUUAUCGACCAAUUUAAAUAUGAAAUUGAUCAGAAUUUGGGGUUAUGUAAAACAACCUGACUGAACAUAAUAUUCAUUUUGAUAAAGUCAUGUUUAGGUGUCAAUCUUAAUUUCCUAGAACAAAAACAAUGACCUAAACAAGUUUAGUUAUUGGACACGUAUUGGACAUAACGAUCGUUUCAAAAUUUUGUUGUUAUUGUUAUUAUUUGUCUCCGUGAACACGUUUUGAAGAAAUCGCUUUUCUCUUCGAAUACUGCACCAAUUGCUUUG